Molecule: messenger RNA, 888 nt
Organism: Panicum virgatum (switchgrass)
Lineage: Eukaryota; Viridiplantae; Streptophyta; Magnoliopsida; Poales; Poaceae
Product: disease resistance protein Pikm1-TS-like
Exons: 2
Coding region: 1-864 (287 amino acids)
Molecular function (GO): protein binding
Source: RefSeq, a predicted model, not a curated record
AUGGUUGCAGCCGUGAUCUCCAAGGACUCUCACGCAAGCAUCAGGAAGACUCAGAUCAGAAAGCUUCCAAUGCAAAUCAAGGAACUUUGCAGUCUGAGGACAUUGGACGUGAGUCACACGCAGAUAAGUGAGCUCCCGCCACAAGUAUUUGAGCUAGGCCAUUUGAUCAAACUGGACCUAAGAAGCACAAAGAUAAGAAAGUUGUCAGUCAAAAUUGUGAGGCUACAAAAGCUUCAACACCUUCUUGUUGGUGGUGAUACAACCUUCAGUUUAAUCAAAUAUCCUCUGAGCUUCACGGCAGCUCUUGGUGACCUAGCCUGCAUGAGGGUGCUUACAAUAACAUGCUCUUUUCAGCAGUGCGCUGACGAGGCCUACCAGGACGCGUGGCUGCCAUCCGUGAAGAAAUGGAGGCGGCUCGAGUCUUUGACUAUACAUUGCGGGCUCGGUAGUUCCAUGGAGUUCCUGGGUUCAACAUCUGAUCCACCAAAGAAACUUCAGAAACUUAAGAUAACAAGUGGAAGAUUUGUUAGUGUUCCCCAGCGGAUCAAAAGGCUAGAACACCUGUCUUUCCUACAAAUCACAAUCUGCAAAUUAGCAGCAGAUGAACUGAAAAUCCUCAGGGACUUGCCCAAAUUGAAAAGCCUUGUACUAGGCUUGGAGUUCAUUCCACGAGAAGAGAGAGUUUUUGAAAGUGAGGGGUUCAAUGAGCUUUUGGAAUUCUCCGUGGAAUGCCCAGUUCCGUGGCUGACUUUCAUGCAAGGAGCUAUGCCAAAGCUCGAAUGCCUUCAACUGAAACUUUGCUCAGGCCCAGAAGCAAGGCGAGAUAGUGUUCCCUCUAAUAUGCAACCUCCAAAGUAUAACUGAGCUAGCCCUCUGUUACAACCAAAG